Messenger RNA from Caretta caretta (loggerhead turtle), 1218 nucleotides. It is a transcript of the gene PSMA4, whose product is annotated as proteasome 20S subunit alpha 4. Gene Ontology annotation, biological process: ubiquitin-dependent protein catabolic process. Gene Ontology annotation, cellular component: proteasome core complex, alpha-subunit complex; proteasome core complex. NCBI's taxonomy places the organism in Eukaryota, Metazoa, Chordata, Testudines, Cheloniidae. The record is from RefSeq and is a predicted model, not a curated record.
CGCGUCGCUGAGCCGGGACUCGGGAGUCCCCCGGCCAGCGGGCCAGGCCAUGCUAUCGCGCGUGCGCGGCGGCCAUUUUGGCGAGCGGUGCGACGUUGAGUCAGUCGCCGGUGGCAGGACAGUCUCUUCCCGGCGGCCGAGACCCCGUAGUGCGGCGUGUAAAAUACAAGCAAGAUGUCUCGAAGAUAUGAUUCCAGAACUACUAUAUUUUCUCCAGAAGGUCGUUUGUAUCAAGUUGAAUAUGCUAUGGAAGCAAUUGGACAUGCAGGCACUUGCCUGGGAAUUUUAGCAAAUGAUGGUGUAUUGUUAGCAGCAGAACGGCGCAACAUCCACAAGCUUCUUGAUGAAGUCUUUUUUUCAGAGAAAAUAUACAAGCUUAAUGAGGAUAUGGCUUGCAGUGUUGCAGGGAUAACUUCAGAUGCUAAUGUUCUAACAAAUGAACUGAGACUUAUUGCACAAAGGUAUCUAUUGCAGUAUCAAGAACCAAUUCCUUGUGAGCAGUUGGUAACAGCACUGUGUGAUAUCAAGCAAGCUUAUACACAGUUUGGAGGAAAACGUCCUUUUGGUGUUUCAUUGCUGUACAUUGGCUGGGAUAAGCAUUAUGGAUUUCAGCUGUAUCAGAGUGAUCCUAGUGGAAACUAUGGAGGAUGGAAAGCUACAUGCAUUGGGAAUAAUAGUGCUGCAGCUGUGUCAAUGUUAAAACAAGACUAUAAAGAAGGAGCAAUGACCUUGAAAUCUGCACUUGCUUUAGCCAUUAAAGUGCUAAACAAAACCAUGGACGUUAGCAAACUUUCUGCAGAGAAAGUUGAAAUUGCAACAUUGACAAGAGAGAAUGGAAAGACAACAAUUAGAGUACUAAAGCAAAAAGAGGUGGAACAGUUGAUAAAAAAACAUGAGGAGGAAGAAGCAAAAUCUGAGCGUGAAAAGAAAGAAAAAGAACAAAAAGAAAAAGAUAAAUAGAACUUGAAAUCAGGCAUUUUAUAGAUUACAUAGGACCUGCUUCAAUGAAAGAUUUGGAUUUCCACUUCAUGAAAGCCUGCAAAUCUGAUACAGUGGAAAAGCCAGAAAUACUAUUUAUUGAGCCAGGCCCCUCAGUCAUUAUAAAAUUUAAUACUUGAUUUACCACUUCUUGCAUUGAAUUACUAUUACUUUAAUUCUGGAAUUCAUUUAUUUCUUACAUCUUUUUGUUUUGUAUUAAAGAAUAAAAUGUGAAAAGAA